AUGAUGGCCCCCAAGCUCAGCAACUUCCUCGCCGUCGUGCUCAUGCUCCUCGGCCUCGUCGCCGCGCAGCAGAGCAACACCGCGCGCUCCACGUCCGUCAGCUCCUCCUCGGCGGCGGCGUCGACCACGGGCGCCAAGGGCACGGCCACGCCCGCCGUCACCACCGGCAGCAGCAGCGCGUCCGCCUCGGGCACCCGCAAGUCGUCGAGCGCGUCCGCCAGCGCCAGCGCCAGCACGACCAAGAAGAGCGCGGGCAGCCGGGGCGCCGGCGCCGCCGACUCGACCCUCAUCACCGUCUCGCUCGCCGCGGGACUCGUCGUCUUUGGCGUCGCCAUGUCCUAA
Molecule: messenger RNA, 342 nt
Organism: Purpureocillium lilacinum
Lineage: Eukaryota; Fungi; Ascomycota; Sordariomycetes; Hypocreales; Ophiocordycipitaceae
Source: RefSeq, a predicted model, not a curated record